AAGUAAAAUGGGACUUCGCUGUUGUUGACACACCACUCGUCCUUGAUUGCAUGGCCCGAGGAGAACCGUCCGGGUGAUUCUUGACCCUGCAUUUCCCCUUUCCCCGCAAUACCAGACGGUCCGAAUGUGUGAUGGUGAGUGGAGCUAACAAGCACGUGCGGGGUCGUCUUGCAUGUCAGACAAGCCCCUCCGCCGCAGUCCUAUUUGUGACCGUUCUAGCGAGCGUCAUCUCUUCCCUUUUUUCGCCAUCGUAUCCUGGGUUGCCAUCAUGAAUUUUGUCGACAUUCAACCCACAUCGUUUCUCGAUUACGCGUGGACAUCGCCUGCUCAAGCUGGGGCGAAUGGGCCGAAAUCGGCGACAAGGACGAACAGAAAGCAGAAUCGUUGCUGCGACCAGUGUCGAAAAGGGAAGAGAGCAUGCGAUGCGUCCAUCCUAGAAGAUGCUUUGUUGAAUGGCAACGGAGAAACUCCUACCACAUUCCACUACAGCGAUGUGUUCGGGCCCCUUGCUCCCUGUGGCAACUGUGAGAAGACGAAGAAGACAUGUACAUUUGAAUGGCUUCGAUCGCAGCGAAUACUGCAGGCAACGACACCGCAACCAAACCCAACACCACCAGCUAAGAAACGGCGCACCGCGAGCAAGAGCUUGCAAGAUCGCAAAGAUGCAAUCGACCCGACCUGUGGUCAGCAAGCCCCACAGCUGUCCAUUGGUUCGGGUCUGGGUGAUGGAGCAAGUUACAUGCCGCAAUCUGAACCCAUCAACGUUGGGGUGACCUUCGCCGAUUUCCCUUGUGGCAUACAAUUCAGCGACAGUUUGACUUCUCAGUUUCAAUACGACUAUGCGCCGACCGAUUUCGUAUGGGAUGACUCGCCUCUGCUUGACUUAAUCCCUCCUUGUAACGUCCCAGAACAACCGCAUAAUGCUCUUCCGAUAGAGUGGGACUCGGGAAACGGCUCUUCCACCCACACCACUUCACCAGGGGACGCAAUUCCGAACAGCGAAGAGUCGAGUCCAAGCGUGGGUUCGUCCGACGAUUCGAAAUCACCGCACGAGGUCAUGCGCUUACCUCGCAAACGGAGACGGCGCGGUUCUUCCGCGACAAGCGCAAUCUCCCAUUCUUCGAUAGCUCUCACAAAUGACUUACUUUCGUCGGCAAACACGGCUUUUUUGGCAGACGGCCUGCUCAGAAUUUACCAUGAUAGCUUUGAGACCCAUCUAUCCUGCUGGUUGACUGAAAAGACAUGUCCGUACAGCAGAGACUGCGAUGUAUCUCUCCCGGGCAAUUGUGGCCCAGACUGGAAUCGUAUUUACCAUCGAGUGUUCAAAUUGGACCAAUCACCUUCGGUGCGAGGGAGAUUGUUGACUAUGCCGGAAGAUCGAGCUGCAUCCAGAGCUUUGAAUUUGGCAAUCUUCUCGUUUGCAUCCCAAUGGGCAGUACCAGACGCGAAAACAAGAGCAAGGUAUCCAUUCCAGAUUGAUGAGAGGACAGGCUGUAUCAGACAGCCUCACCGGACAUCCUCGUCUCAGACUGAAUUCAACCGUUCUCUUCAGCUCAAUGCAUGGCACCAAGCUCGCAAAGCAGUUCACGAAGCAUCGGAUAUUGAAUCCUUCCGAGUAGUGCUCGCGCAUAUCGUCUUCUCGUUGACACAAAAGCCAGAGGAUGAGUCGGAUCAUGUCAAAUUUUCACCGGGAAGCGAAACGACUGACCCAUUGUUGAAGGCAAAGACAGACGAAGAUGUAGACAUGAAAGCAUGCGAAGACCUUUUUUCCAAGCUGGACCUAACGAUGAACGAUGAUGGUCCUCCCCUGUAUCUUGAGCAGGGACUCAGACUUAUUCACUCGCUACGUUCGAGAAUGACAAUGGCGGGGGCAUUUGGAGGUCGUAGGAAGAAAAAACCACGAUGCUGGAAGCAUCUUCAAACGAGUGGACUCGAAGCGGCUGAUCGAGCGACUGUCGACGUGCUUUUCUGGCUUGGUAUAAUGUUCGACACGUUGUCUUCAGCGAUGCACAAGCGGCCUCUAGUAGUCGCACUCGAGGAUAGUGACUUGCCAGCAAUUAGGACCAUGGUUCGCGACGGUCAGUCCAGCCCAGGAGCACCGAUCCCUUCAGAUCCGAGAGCAGAAGACCUCUGGGAUGACUUGCUGUUCAGACGUCAACGUAUGCGAAAGCAACGUAUACAUGUGAGAUGGCCUUGCUCUGAAGACGAAGCUGCAUCGCUCUUGUGCGAAGCAGCCCCAAUCAAAGUUCUACUCUUCCGCAAAGUGACACGGAUCCAAACAUUACUAGCUCGUCAUGCUCAGAGCGACAAGAUCGAGACAGCCGUACACAGCGCGCUAGAAGUAUACGAGCAUUGGCAAAGAGCUUAUGCGCCUUUCCUUCGAGACUGCAUUGAGCACCACGAAGAGCUCUCCGAGAGAGUCCAGUCGUGGUACGUCUGUUUGGCCGGCCACUGGCAUCUAGCCACACUGCUGUUGGCAGACCUGAUAGAAACCAUGGACGAGACAGAGUCUGGCCUCGAAUCCAGACGCCGUGAUAGAGAUUCGUUGAAGUUCAUCGCCCGGUUCAGAGAAGACAACUGCCGCUCACUCUCAGAUAUUGCGAGAUGCGCAUGCUUGCAAGAAAACGGCAUCUUGUCACAAACAAAGAGUGGGCUUUUCUCUAUAGGACAAGGAGCGCUCCUGUCCGAACCCUGGUCUGACGUUCUCGUGCGCGCUUUUGCAAUAGCCGGCGCUGUGCUGAUAGAAUCUGCGAAAGCGCCGAACGUAGGUAACCUUGGCCAGGACGACGCGUUCAGACGGGCUGGGAACUGUGUCAAAGCUUUGAGCUUCCUUGGACAAAGGUCAGACAAAGCACUCUCAGCAGCGAACUUGCUUACCGAGGAGCUUGAGCUUGGGGUAGAAAGAGGCGAUAGUCUCUUUCCUAGCGCGGUGCCAGGCACAGUAGCAUGUGCUGGGUGAAGCGUCCACGAGAUGGUUGCAGUGUACCCAUGGUAGUCUGGAUCCCUUGAGAUUGCAGCGACAUGAUGUCAGAACGCCGCGAGCACGCCAGAUUAAAUUGCAGGAAGGAGUGAGGUUAAGCGAGCUUCCUGACGAGAACGUUGCGAAUGAUGGAUGUUGGGGCGAGACGCGGCGCGGAACAGGUCAUGUGAGGUCGCGUGUCCGUGUAAGGAGGAGAACCCGCGCUAGCAGGGGUUGGAGGGAGAACCGCGUGGCGGCUUCCCUAGUUCGCACCGAGCGACUUCCUCCUAUCUAUUAGCUUGUACUGUGUAUAAACAUUAUCCCGC
This is a messenger RNA of Paraphaeosphaeria sporulosa, 3285 nucleotides long. RefSeq lists its product as uncharacterized. The coding region runs from base 173 to 2959 and encodes 928 amino acids. The record is from RefSeq and is a predicted model, not a curated record. Lineage: Eukaryota; Fungi; Ascomycota; Dothideomycetes; Pleosporales; Didymosphaeriaceae. The transcript is spliced from 3 exons. Gene Ontology annotation, biological process: regulation of DNA-templated transcription. Gene Ontology annotation, molecular function: DNA-binding transcription factor activity, RNA polymerase II-specific; zinc ion binding.